GCGCGAAACUACCAACUCGUUUUGGCCAUGUUAUUUGCCGUCAAUGAGAUCAACUUGAACUCUCACAUUUUACCAAACACCUCUCUUGGACUUGAGAUUUAUAAUCUGCCAGAUAUUGAAAAGAACAUUUUUAGGAGUGUAUUCGCUUGGCUCACAGGUUUGAGUAAAUUGAUCCCUAAUUAUACCUGUAAAAAAGAAAGCAAAUCAGCUGCUACACUUACUGGAGUAUCAUGGAAAAUAUCUGAAACAAUUUGGACCAUAUUAGAUCUUUACAAAUUUCCUCAGCUUACUUUUGGGCCUUUUGAUCCUGUUCAGAUUGGUAGAAACCAGUUUCAAUCUCUCUACCAGGUGGCCCCCAAAGACACAGCUCUGUUGUCUGGUAUUGCCUCUUUGAUGAUUCAUUUCAACUGGAACUGGGUGGGACUCCUCAUCUCAGAUGACCACAGAGGUGCUCAGUUUCUAUCAGACUUUAGAAAGGAGCUAGACAAAACUAGAAUCUGCAUAGCUUUUGUGCAAACAGUAUUAUAUGUGGGGGAAACCCGACUUUAUUUGCUAUUCCCAAAUCAUAUCCACAUUCUAGAAUCAUCGACAGCAGAUGUGAUUGUAAUUUAUGGACCCACUUCUAUUCUAUUAACUUUAAUAGAAAGCACACAUAGAAAGUCCAACAUGAAAAAAGUUUGGGUUAUGAAUACAAAAUGGUUUUGCCCCAAUAUAGAACUAUAUAAUAUGUUAGAAUUAUCCCAUGGGGCUCUCAUUUUUUCACCCCAUUAUGAGGAGAUUGCUGGUUUCAAAAAGUUUAUGCAAGAAGCCACCCCCUUCAAGUACCCAGAAGAUAUUUUUCUUCAUAUAUUGUGGUACUGGUAUUUCGAAUGCUCAUUUUUGCAUUCUGAAUGUAAAGUAUUUAAAAACUGUCUGCAGAAUGCCUCUUUGGAAUUGUUGCCAGGGAAUAUUUUUACAAUGGCCAUGACUGAAGAGAGUUAUAAUGUGUAUAAUGCUGUGUAUGCAGUGGCCCACAGUCUGCAGGAGGAGACCCUCAGUCAAAUACAAUUUCAACCACACUCAAAUAUUGAUAGGACUCAGUUAUUCCCCUGGCAGCUUCACCCUUUUCUGAAGAAGAUUCAAGUGAAAAAUUCUGUUGGUGACCAUGUGGUUCUAGACUGGAAAAGGAAGGCAGAUCCAGAGUAUGAUAUUACCAACAUUUGGAAUUUCCCAACAGGUCUUUCACUAUUAGUGAAAGUGGGUACAUUUGUUCCCAGUGCUCCCAAAGGGGAACAAUUGUCAAUGUCUGAAUAUAUGAUUAAUUGGCCUAUAGGAUUUACAGAGACUCCUCACUCUGUAUGCAGUGAGAGCUGCAAUCCUGGAUUCAGGAAAGUUGUCCUGGAGAGCAAGCCUACCUGUUGCUUUGACUGCACUCCUUGCCCAGACAAUGAGAUUUCCAAUGAAACAGGUAUGGAUCAGUGUGUGCACUGUCCAGAAACUCAUUAUGCAAGUGCAGAGAAGAGACACUGCCUGAAGAAAACUGUAACCUUUCUGUCCUAUAAUGAUCCCUUGGGGAAGGGGAUCACUCUUCUGUCCCUUGGAUUCUCAACAUUCACAGCUCUUGUCAUUUGGAUAUUUGUAGACCACAGAGGCACUCCAAUUAUAAAGGCCAAUAAUAGAUCUCUCAGUUAUAUCCUGCUCAUCACUCUCAUCCUCUGUUUCCUCUGUCCAUUGCUCUCUAUUGGCCUUCCAAAUACAGCAAUGUGUAUAAUGCAACAGUACAUGUUUGGACUUCUGUUCACUGUGGCCCUAUCCACUGUGUUGGCCAAAACCAUCACUGUAGUUAUGGCCUUCAAGAUUACUNCUCCAGGAAGAAAGAUAAGAUGGUUGCUGACAUCACAGGUCCCUAAAUUUGUCAUUCCAGUUNGCACNCUGAUACAAGUACUUCUCUCUGGUAUAUGGCUGGGAACAUCUCCUCCAUUUAUUGACAAGGAUUAUCACUCUGAACAUGGACACAUCAUCAUUCUUUGCAGCAAGGGCUCAUAUAUUUACUUCUACUGCACUCUGGCNUACCUGGGAGUCAUGGCCUUUGGGAGUUACCUCUUGGCUUUCUUAUCCAGGAGACUGCCUGACAGAUUUAAUGAAUCUAAGUCCCUGGCUUUCAGCAUGCUUGUGUUCUGCAGUGUAUGGGUCAUGUUCCUCCCUGUAUGCCACAGCACCUCCGGGAAGGUCAUGGUGGCUAUGGAAAUGUUCUCUAUCUUGGCUUCCAGUGCAAGCAUUCUUAUCAUAGUCUUUGCUCCUAAGUGCUACAUUGUUUUGUUUAGGCCAGAAUUGAACACACUUACUCACAACAGAGAUAAAAGACACCACAGGAGCAAAACUUUACUUAAAACAUAG
This is a messenger RNA of Mus caroli (Ryukyu mouse), 2376 nucleotides long. NCBI's taxonomy places the organism in Eukaryota, Metazoa, Chordata, Mammalia, Rodentia, Muridae. The record is from RefSeq and is a predicted model, not a curated record.